GUCAUCUAUUGGUUUAAAAGGAAUUAUCCUAUAGUUAUUCAAGAGCAACAGGAGUUAAUCUUUGGUACUUUGACUCAAGGAUCUUAUUCAGUUAGAAAUUACUAUAGAAAGAUAAAUAAAUAUGCUAGCUGGGUGAAAAUAUCUGAUCAUGAAAAAAGAAUACAAUUUAUACGUGGUUUGUCUUCUGAAAACAAGUUGGAAAUGAAACGACUGGGUUUAAACAGACCUUUAAAUGAUGAAUUGAUUGAAACAUUGGAAAAGAUUGAAACAGAAAGGAAUAAUUUGCUUUUGGGUGAAGAUAUUUAUAACCAGCCGGCUACCAAGACAAAACCAAAAGCGCCUUCUUAUCAAAAUAUUACUACAGAAGAUAUUGAUAGAAUUGUAAAUAGUAGGAUUCAGACAUUACAACAAUCAGUGCCAAAUCAAUUACCAGCAUCUUCUUCCAGUCAAGAAAAUAUUACUAAGGUUGAUUUACAAGCCAUAGCUAAAUCCUUUCAUGAAACUAUGUCUCGAGCGACUAAAACUCUAAAUAAUAGUAAAAAAUCGGCCAAUAAGAGAGGAGAAGACCAUAUUAUUAGAUAUUUUUUAAGUGAUCUAAUAAGAGAGAAAGGCAAUGUAGCCCUUGGUAAUGUUUAUAAUUAUGACUCCAUAGAUGACAUUACUGACAAGAAAACUAUUCAUAAAAUUCUCCAAAGUGAACUUAAAUUAAUUUUUCCUACACAUUUUCCUUAUGAUUCUAGUCCAGUUGUGUCCAAACAGAUAGUAACUCCUUUGGAGCUGAAGAUAGUAUCUCAAAGCAAUACACCUUUGGCUUCUAAAG
Messenger RNA from Funneliformis geosporum, 820 nucleotides. The record is from the annotation of a GenBank genome assembly. NCBI's taxonomy places the organism in Eukaryota, Fungi, Glomeromycota, Glomeromycetes, Glomerales, Glomeraceae.